ACCUGUACCUCUUUGCUGGUACCUCGUCCAAUCUCACCUUGUUGAUGAGCGUCGGAAGGUAAUGACGAUACAGAGCCGCGGCGCAUGAUCAGGCAGACGAACGAAUGGUGCAGGAAAACAACCUUCGAGCCUCACUAGUGACACUACACGCUCAAAGGCAUCGUCCAUAGGCCGCAAUGUGAGAAGAAUUUUGAAGGUUGUCGCGAAAAAUAAGCAGAAACAUACAAAAAUUCAGCGAAAAUGACAAGAUCCCGGAGCCUCUCGACGACUAUUUUCCUUGUCCAAGCGCCUCGAUGCACAGUUUCGUUUGACGAGAGCUCAUUACCCAAAAAGCCGCAAUUGGCCCCCUUCCCCCGCCCUUUACCAAGGAAGCAGCUUAAGAAAAGCAAACGAACAGGGAGACUAUGUCUUUCUAAGUUGGUGUGUUUUUCGCGUGGUGGUCAAGAUGAUGUCUUGAAGAUCGAUUUCAGCUCUCCGUCCGUACUCAACAUGAAUAUGGACUAAGAGAAGAAGGCAACACGUUUGAAAAAACAAACGGAACGUUAGAAAUGAUGGCGACGUAGCACGGAGUUAGAAGGAUGGUUCCCCGGAAUGAAGAAUUGAAGACAAGAGAAGAAGAAGCAACAAAGAACAAGUGAAAAACAAGAUACCAAGUAAUAACAACAACAAGAAGACAAGAAGACUGGCACCCAUGCUACACGAUUCGGAAGCAUCGACGGCGUGGCUGCGCAUGGCCGACCCUGUGAACUGGAAUGACUGGAAGUUGGCGCUGGACAAGCCGAGCUUGCUGAGCGCUGGCACCGUCAAGACGGUGGAGCUCGUGGAAAAGGCCGAUGACGGCAAGCUGGCUCACGACGUGGACGACCUGUCGGCGAUCUUCGAGGGCCUCGUGGAUGGAGCGGAUAUCUCUCUCCCCUGCGACGAUCUUGAGGAGACCGCUACUGGCAGUAAGGACUCAAGUGCAGCCUGGAUUGACAGCCUGGAUGAUGACGUGGUAAACGUGAACGAUCUCUCUGCUGCGUUUGACGCGCUGGUGGAGGAGCAGGAGAAGACGGUGACGGCACCGGCGGACGACGAGGAUGAGGAGAUGGAGGAUGCUGACAGCGACAAUGAAGUUAGUGCCAACGUUAAGAUCAUCCCGUCGGCCCCCGUGUGGGCCAACAUGGUCCCGCUCGACCCGCGAUCCUGCAUCCGUACACCGGUGUUUAAGAACCUGGACUCGCGUAUUCCGCGCGUUCAGAUGCCGCGGAUAGAUUUGACAUUCUCUCCCAACGGUGCGACUGUGAAGGCUGCUGGUGCCCCUGGCGUCAGCCGCGCUAAGCAGUCGAUGUCUCCGAAGAGCGAGAAGACCAAGGUCGCCAAGUACCACCAUGAUCCCAAGACGUGCUGGAUCUGCAAGAGCUCCAAGACCCCGGAGAAGAAGCGCGCGCUGCACCGCUACCAUGAGAAGCGGACGCGCCGCAACUGGAAACGGGGUCCUCGGUACACUGGACGCAGCAACGUCGCGACGUCGCGUGUGCGCAACGGCGGUCGGUUCAUCUGCACGACGCGCUGGAUAUGAUUUUCUUCUUGAGGCCUGCGGGCUUGUUUGAUUUGGUUUGAUUUCUUAGCUUUUCUUUUUACCUGGAGCUUCUCUCCACGCAGUUUUUCUUUCAGUUGGUUUUACCUUUCCUUUAUAAUGCAAGUAAUGCAUUGGCAUCAUUUUCGAGACAACGGCAAGGG
Phytophthora nicotianae INRA-310 is the source of this 1722-nucleotide messenger RNA. RefSeq lists its product as hypothetical. The record is from RefSeq and is a predicted model, not a curated record. NCBI's taxonomy places the organism in Eukaryota, Oomycota, Peronosporomycetes, Peronosporales, Peronosporaceae. Gene Ontology annotation, molecular function: protein binding. The coding region runs from base 692 to 1561 and encodes 289 amino acids. The transcript has 2 exons.